Lachancea fermentati is the source of this 2412-nucleotide messenger RNA. NCBI's taxonomy places the organism in Eukaryota, Fungi, Ascomycota, Saccharomycetes, Saccharomycetales, Saccharomycetaceae. The record is from the annotation of a GenBank genome assembly.
AUGAAGUCGAUCAGAGCGCUGCUUUCAAAAGAUGCGCCUAUCACAGAAAAGGAGCUGAUCCACGACCAUACUGAAGAUGAUUCGGACUCCGUAGGUAUGUCUUCUGCGGUCAACAAAAAGGACAAUGUUCUCACCACUGUGCAAAGCGGUACAUCGGAAAAACGUUUGGGGGUUAUCGCCUCUGCAGAGUAUGAUCCUCUCGCAGAGGCUCUUUCGCAAGAGGUCGAAGAUGACGAGUAUGCAGGUAUCACAACAGUCGACGACUCGCCUUACCCCGAAGUUCGGGCUGCCGUGCCAAGCUGGGACGAUCCUACACUUCCCCAGAACACUAUCCGGAUGUGGGUGCUGGGUAUCAUCAUGACCACCAUCGGAUGCGCACUUAAUAUGCUUUUCUCCAUGCACGCACCAUCUAUUAUUUUGACAACCUACGUCACGUCUAUCCUGGCUUGGCCUCUGGGUAAGGCCUGGGACAAAAUCAUGCCGGAUGUGCGUAUCUUUGGCAAAUGGGGCGGACCAUCGCUCAACCCCGCUCCAUUCAAUCUCAAAGAGCACACCUUAAUUACCAUCAUGGGUAACGUGGCUUUUGGGGGUGGUGAAGCAUAUGCUACAGACGUGCUACUCGCAAUGAACAAUUUUUACAACGCCAAUUUCGGCUGGGGAUUCAGCUUAUUGGCCAUCUGGUCCACCCAGUGUAUUGGUUUCUCGAUGGCAGGUCUGGCCAAGAAUUUUCUUGUGAAGCCCGCGUCGAUGAUCUGGCCCGCUAACCUUGUCUCAUGUACUUUCCUCACUAAUUUACACGUCAAUGAAAAUCAUAUAGCCAACGGGUGGAAAAUCUCACGUCUCAAGUUCUUCUUCUUGGUCUUUGUCUGUGGAUUCCUGUGGUAUUGGAUUCCAGGCUUUUUAUUCCAAGCCUUGUCGUACUUUGCGUGGGUUACAUGGAUCAAGCCUGAUAAUGUCGUUAUUAAUCAGGUAUUCGGUGCCACUAGCGGUAUGGGGAUCCUACCAAUUACCUUUGAUUGGAACCAAAUCGGUGGUUACGUAGGUUCGCCUUUGGUACCACCAGUGUCUGCUGUUGCAACCAUCGGUCUUUCGAUGAUUCUCAUCUAUUGGAUCGUUGUUCCUGCUAUCCACUAUUCAAAUGUCUGGUACGGCAAAUAUUUGCCUAUCUCGGAUUCGGAGUCUUACGAUAGAUAUCAGCAAACCUACAAUGUUUCAAAAAUCAUCAACACGGAUUUGUCCUUCAACAAACCAAACUAUGAGAAGUAUUCGCCUUUGUAUCUAUCAGCUACGUUUGCGGUUGCGUACGGUUUGUCAUUUGCCUCUUAUACCGCUACAAUCACCCACUCGAUAGUAUUCCACGGUAAGGAAAUUUGGAAACAGCUCAAGGCUUCGAGGGAAGAGGACGAAGAUAUUCAUGCUAGAUUGAUGAAAAACUACAGAGAAGUUCCAUCCUGGUGGUAUGGUGUAGUUUUCUUGAUUUUUUUUGGUUUCUCCAUUGCAACAAUUAGAGCUUGGAAUACGGAAAUGCCAGUGUGGUGUCUAAUUGUAGCCUUAAUUAUUGCCGCAGUUUUCCUGUUACCUUGUGGGUUCAUUUACGCAAUUACUAAUAUCUCAGUAGGUUUGAACGUUAUCACAGAAUUUAUUAUUGGUUACAUGUUACCAGGUAAGCCAAUUGCAAUGAUGUUCUUCAAAACCUUCGGAUACAUCACUAAUAAUCAAGCCAUUACAUUUGCCCAAGACAUGAAACUCGGUCACUAUAUGAAGGUAGCUCCACGUCUCAUGUUCUGGGCACAAUUUAUUGCCACAGUUUGGGGCGGUCUUGUCCAGAUCUGCGUUAUGAAAUGGGCACAAGGUGCUAUCGAAGAUGUCUGCUCGGAACAUCAAAAGUCGCACUUUACGUGUCCAAAUGCUACCGUCUUCUUUAAUGCUUCCAUUAUUUGGGGUGUGAUUGGGCCUCAACGAAUUUUUAGCGGAGAUGGUCUUUACAAGGGAAUGCUGUGGUUUUUCCUCAUCGGAGCUGCUCUUCCCAUAAUCAACUGGCUGAUCCUCAAAAAAUGGCCAAAGUCGCCAAUCAAGUACUUGAAUUGGCCUGUGUUCUUUUCGGGUACAGGCUUGAUCCCCCCUGCUACUCCAUAUAACUAUGGUGCAUACUGUAUGAUAGGUAUUUUCUUUGGAUACUACGUGAAGAGAAAGUGGUUUCACUGGUGGAGCAAGUAUAAUUACUCUUUAUCUGCUGGUUUAGAUAUCGGGUUGGCUUGGUCGUCUUUGAUCAUUUUCCUUUGCAUCUCCCUGACCAACACAGAUGCGCCCUCCUGGUGGGGAAAUAAUGUCAUUUCAACCAUGGAUUAUAAUGAUACUGCUAUCCAAAGAGUACUUGCUGAUGGUGAAUCAUUCGGAUUGACUAGCUGGUGA